AUGGCGUUGUGGCCUCCCGUAAGCCAGUUGUUCCGCAACCGAAGUGGCGGGUAUUCCUGCGGUCGCUUUCUGGCGACGCUGUUCGCGCUCACCGUUGUUUUGGCGCCGUUUUCCGUCCUGGGUGAUGCGCCACCGCCGGAAGCUGGAGAAGACGGCGAGACUCCGUAUGUGGGUCGAGUGGUGACCGUGGCGGCCCCCAUUACCGAUCAGGUGGAGAAGCGUGUGCGGCGGAUUGUCGGUCAGGUGAUCGACGAGGCCAAGCGAGAUCCGCGGCGGCCGUGGCCGGUGAUCAUCUUCGAGUUCCAACCCGGGGCGAGCGACUUGGGGAAGGCCUUCGACUUUGCCGAGUAUCUGACCAGCGGUGCGUUGGCCGGGGCCACCACGGUGGCUUACAUCCCGGAGCCGCUGGCCGGGAAUGUCGUGCUGCCGAUCAUCGCUUGCGACGAAAUUGUGAUGCACCCCGAGGCCAGCUUCGGCGACGCAGGCCGCGACAUUCGGACGAUUGGCAACAGCGAACGGACGAUGUACCGCGACAUUGCCGAGCGGCGGAAGACCAUUCCCAAGGCUGUGGCCCUGGGCCUUCUCGACCCCAACCUGGAAGUGCUUGUUGUCGAGACGGAGGUGAGCCGGGAGUUUGUGCUGGCUUCCGAUCUUGAGGAACUGCGGGCGAACAAAGCCAUUCAGUCGGAAGAGGUUUUGUUUCCGGCCGGCGAAGUGCAUGUGCUUUCAGCCAAUCAGGCGCGACAGCUAGGGUUUGUGAAACUGCUGGCCGACGAUGUCGUGGAAGUGACCAAAGCCUGGGGGCUGCCGCGAGAGUCGCUCGAGCAAGACCCAUCGUUCGGCGGAUCGUGGCGGGCGAUUCGAGUGCCAAUCGAGGGCCCCAUCACCGCUGCACAGAUCGAACAAAUCCGUAGGAUGAUCGACGAUUCGAUUCGCAGCCGCGACGUGAACUUCAUCUGUCUGUCGAUCGACAGUCCGGGCGGAUCGCCCACCGAUAGCAUGGCGUUGGCCAACUACCUGGCAGCGCUCGACCCCAGCCAACAACGCACGGUGGCUUACAUUGCAGGUGAAGCCCGAGCCGAUGCCUCCUUCUUCGUCGUAGCCUGCGAUCAGGUGGUGAUGGAGGCCGGCAGCACCAUCGGUGGGCCGGGGGCCUUUCAGAUUGAAGACGAGGAAGAGAUUCGCCUGACCGCCGAGUCGCUGCAAGAAAUUGCCAAGCGAAAGUUUCGUUCGCCCGCCCUGGCUGCCGCGCUGGUCGACCCAAGCAUUGAGGUGUUUCGCUAUCGCCGCCUAACCGAUGGGGCGAUCGAGUACUUCACACCCGAACAGGUUGCGGAGUUGGGAGAUGCCAAAGAAUGGGAACAAGGCCAACGGGUGAAGGCCCCCGGGGAAGUGUUGCGUCUGGAUGCGAGUGAGGCCGUGGAUGUGGGGCUGGCCACGCAUGAGGUCGAAGACUUCCAGGCGUUCAAGCAACUGUAUUCGUUGGAGAACGACCCCGAGUUGGUCGAGCCGGGUUGGGCCCAUUUUCUGAUCGACGCGCUGCGGACACCCAGCGUAGCGUGGUUUUUGUUGGUGAUUGGUGGGGCCGCCCUGUACGCCGAGAUUCAAGCCCCCGGUAUUGGGAUUGGGGCCUUCAUCGGAGUGGUUUGUUUCUUGCUCUUCUUUUGGGCCAUGCACCUGGGCGGUACCGCCGGCUGGCUUGAAGUCAUUCUGUUUGUAACCGGCAUCGUUUGUAUUGUGCUCGAGGUGUUCGUAUUGCCCGGGUUUGGUAUCUUUGGGCUUGGCGGCGGCAUGCUUGUGCUGUCGUCGCUGUUGUUGGCAAGCCAAACCUUUGUCAUUCCUCGGAACACCUACCAGGUGGAACAAUUACAGCAUUCGAUGUUGAUGGUUGCGGGUGCGGGCGUGGGCAUCAUCGUUUCGAUUAUGGUGCUGCGACGGUUCUUGCCGCAUACGCCGUUCUUCAAUCAGCUCAUCCAAGCCCCUCCCACCGAUGAGGAACUUACGGAUAUUUCCGAGCGUGAAUCGCUUGCCCACUUCGACGAACUGAUCGGCCAGCGAGGUCGCACGACGACGCAACUCACCCCCAGCGGUAAAGCCCGUUUCGGCGGGCAGAUUGUCGACGUGCUGUGCGACGGCGAGGUGAUUUCGGCAGGGCUGUUGGGCGUGGUUGCCUUUGGGGCCUUGGUGGCCGCGCUGGUGAUGGCUUUUCUGGCCGGACCGGGCACGUUCAUCAUCUUCAGCCUGGUCACCGUGAUUUUGAUUCCGCUGGGGAUUGCCAUGGCCCUGAAGAUGUGGCCGCAUACGCCCAUCGGGCGACGGCUGAUGCUGGCCGCCCCCACGAGCGAAGACGUGAUGCCGUCUUCCAGUCGCAAGAGCGAGUUGCAUGAGUUGGUCGGCAAGGUGGUGGAGGCCAAGUGCGAUAUGCUCCCUGGCGGAGCGGUGGAGUACGAAGGGCGCACGAUCGACGCGGUGAGUGAGGGAAUGGCCAUCGACGCCGGACAGCAGGUGCGUGUCGUACGGGCUGAGGGGAACCAUGUCGUGGUUCGUCCUGUUGAUGACGAUGAACCGCAGGCCGGCCAGAAUCAACGGACUUCAACGCACCCAAAGUUGCCUGCUGAGAGGUGGGAAUCUUUGCAUGAGGAUUAUGGUUUGACGACGGCCUCCGCGAUCGAGCGGCUUUCGAAGGCGGAGUUCCAUCAGGCGCGGACCGUGCUGGGUCGGGCGUUUCUCGAGUAUCCGCUGAUGCAGUAUGCCGUGUCUGACACAGCGGCGCGGCUUCGCGGUACGACCUCGCUUUAUGGCGCGAUCUUGUCCGACAGCCUGCAACACGGUGAAGUGUUUGUCGCCGGAGGGGUUUCGGCUGUGGCCUGCUGGCUGCCUCCUGGGACCGGGAUGCCGGGGCUCGCUCGUCAGAUUCGAGCUGGUCUGCUGGCCCUACCGUUUCGCUUUGGAGUGCGCGGCAUGCGACGGCUGCUGGACUACGACAAGAUCGCUGCCGAACUGCACCACCGCUAUGCACCCGAGCCCCACUGGUAUCUGGCAUCGAUCGGGGUCGAUCCUGACCGUCAGCGGCAGGGGCUUGGCAGUCGAUUGCUCGAGCCGCACCUCGCCCGAGCCGAUCGUGAGGGGCUGGCGUGUUAUCUCGACACCCACCGCGAAAGUAAUGUGUGGCUCUACCAACGCCAUGGAUUUCAAGUGAUGUGGGAAGGCACAGCCCCCGGGCACCCGGUGAAGGUGUGGUCGAUGUAUCGUGAACCUCAACCCCAAGCGGGCUGA
This is a messenger RNA of Cladocopium goreaui, 3276 nucleotides long. NCBI's taxonomy places the organism in Eukaryota, Dinophyceae, Suessiales, Symbiodiniaceae. The record is from the annotation of a GenBank genome assembly.